Messenger RNA from Myxocyprinus asiaticus (Chinese sucker), 4148 nucleotides. RefSeq names its product JAZF zinc finger 1a (gene jazf1a). Bases 616 to 1317 code for a protein of 233 amino acids. Gene Ontology annotation, cellular component: nucleus. NCBI's taxonomy places the organism in Eukaryota, Metazoa, Chordata, Actinopteri, Cypriniformes, Catostomidae. The record is from RefSeq and is a predicted model, not a curated record. The transcript is spliced from 5 exons.
GUAAUCUGAUUACAAGAAUAUAAAAUGUAAUUUCACUUUUAAUACCCAAAAUUAUUUGAUUACAGUAACUACUUUGUAAUCAGAUUACACCCAAUACUGUUCAUUGCACAAAAGAUGUUGUCUCCAUCUUUCUUGUGUGUUGUACCAACAGAAGCGUUUUACACAGUAAUGAUAAUUUUUCCUGCACAUAUUUACACUUUCAUAAACAAAAACAUUAAGACAAUAAAAGACUUUAAUUAGAAGUAGUAUAGGUUAACAUUUUACAGGACUUUUAAAUUUGCCCUUCUAAAAGCCUAGCAAAAGAUGCAUGGAAAUAACUGAUGAAACGGUAGAUAACAGGUCCUAUGAAUCCUUUCAAAACAUUCCAAUUUCCACGUCCAGCUCUCCGCUCAGGUGAACAGCAGCAUGUCUGUUUCGCCGGUCCCUCCUCCUCCUCCGUCAUGCUGCUUUGCUCCCAUCCCCCUCCCAUUGGCUGCCAGCCGUCUAAACAGCUCCAGCUGCAAUCACCACCGCUGCUGCUUCUAUAAGCUGCCUGCUUUUUGAUCACCCCCAUCCCGCACAGCCUCUGCCUCCGCCGGUCUGCAAGCUCACGGACCCCCUGCCAACACAUCCAUCAUGACGGGCGUCGCGGCUGCCUCCUUCUUCUCCAACGUCUGCCGGUUUGGCGGAUGCGGGUUGCACUUCGAGUCCCUGGGCGAGCUCAUCGUGCACAUCGAGGAUAACCACAUCGAUACAGAUCCCAGGGUUCUGGAGAGGCAGGAACUACAGCAGCCCACAUACGUUGCUCUGAGCUACAUUAAUAGAUUCAUGACUGAAGCAGCACGCAGAGAGCAAGAAACUCAGAAGAAGAAGGUCCAACCCAAAAUUGCUAUAUCAGUCAUUGGAGGUGUAUCACGUAACAAUACGGCCACGCCUCCUCGCCAUAGCAAUGGCAGCCUAACCCCACCUGUUACUCCACCCAUCACUCCAUCAUCCUCCUUUCGCAGCAGUACACCAACAGGCAGUGAGUGUGAUGAGGAGGAAGUGGAGUAUGAGGACUCUGACAGCGAUGAGUCCUGGACUACAGAAAGUGCCAUCAGCUCAGAGUCCAUCCUCAGCUCCAUGUGCAUGAAUGGAGGCGAUGAGAAACCCUUUGCAUGUCCUGUUCCAGGCUGCAAGAAGAGAUAUAAGAAUGUGAAUGGUAUAAAGUACCAUGCUAAAAAUGGGCACAGGACGCAGAUCCGUGUGAGGAAGCCCUUCAAGUGUCGCUGUGGGAAAAGCUAUAAAACCUCUCAAGGCCUUAGACAUCACACCAUCAACUUCCACCCACCUCUGUGAUAUAUAUACACGUGCACACACACCCCGUCAUUUUCACGUUUACCUAAACAUUCUUUCAUUUCUGGAUCACAUAAACUGGGAUCAAAUGCUGAUUUUUCCAUGAUGCUUUUUUUUUUUUUGUGUGUGUGGUUAUAUAUGCAUGUAGAUAUACUUGUACAUUUGCACAUUCCAUGUAUAUCAUUUCUUUUUCUUUUUUAAGAUGUCCUAUAUAUUUCUUUCAUGUUUUUUGUUUUUUUUUAUCUUCGUGACAAGAUGACUGAAAAGGCAUUGAGAAUGAAAGUACUCUGUUGAAGAUUAGGAUAUGACAAAAACAUUCAUUUCUGAUUUUUAAAUAAGUUAAGUAAAACGUUUUUACAAUCAGAAAAGAAGAGCAGAGAGGUUCUAGAUCAUUUUUUCCCCCGCCUGUUAAACAUACUUAGAUAUGUUGAAAGACGUGUACAUAGAAAAUUAUAUAAAGACACAUUUAUAUAUGGAUAUUAGUAGCUGAGUUGUAUUAUCCAAACAUUUUAUUUUCCAUCAUAUAUUUUUCAGAACUUUAUAUUGUUUUAUAGAAAGUUAAAGUUUAUCAUUUUUAUGGACUUUUUUUUUUUUUUUUUUUAAAGUAACAUUUCAUAUUUUUAUUUGCUUUGUAGAGAAGCAGUAUUUUAUUGUCUGAAUUGGAAGGAUAUUGAUCUCAGGUCACAAUACAGCUGCCAACUUUCAAACAAACAAACCAGGAAACAGGAAAACAUUGAAAUUCCACUCCGUUCCAGAACAUUCCACACAGAAUAUCAAAGUGGCUGACAUUUCCGUUUUUGUUUGCAUGCGGCUGGCAUGCAUGCAGCACCCUCUGUGUAAAAUUAAAUCGUCUGCAUGUGGCCUUUUCUACUGCCUGGAGAUUGCAUUUAAGCAGUUUCAUUACGUAGAAAUGGUUUAUCAUGUAUCUAGUUGCAUUUGAUUUCCAAGCAAUGUUUUACAGAAUGAUCCCUGAAUGAAAAUACACUUUUGUCGAAGUUAAACCUCGGCCUGAAGAGAGACAAAGAGGGGCAGAUUUACUCUGCCCUGUCACCCGGCUGUUAUGCCAGCAGUGCAGAAGUGCCAAGUAAUUCUUUCCCACUGUUGAAAAAGAAACAUGGAUGAUCUGCCAAACACUUCGGGUCACAUCUGGCUAUCCGUUUGGUGCCUGUUAGCGGAGCAGCCUUAAAAAGGACCUAAACUUCUGUUUGUGUACUCAGCCUUGCAGUAUUGUUUGUCUGUUUUAGCUCGUAAGGUUCUGUCAGCCUUAUUUCAGUCAUUGCCGUUGAUGAUUUUUUUUUUGUACACAAAUUGUCCUUGAUUUUAAUGUCUUGUUGUAUUUGUAAACAAGUAUGUUGCCGUCUGCUUGCCUUGUAUUGUAGGCUAUGGCUUGCUAGCAUGAAACGAUCGCUUAGCUGCUCUGCUGUCUCUUGGCUUGUAGUCAUACUGUUACAGUCUUUGUUGUCAAAAGUAUUAGAUCAUUACUUUAUAUUGUUAUUACUGUUAGUAUUACAGUUUGAUAGUGCCAGAUGCAUAGCUAUGCCUGAAUACAGUUUUUCCAACUUUAAUUCUUGAACAAUUUCGUAUCGGCCCUGUUGUCAGCCAAAUAAGUAUACCAUGGUUUACAAAAGUGAAAGGUUAUAGGCUGUGUCAGCCAGACUAGCAACUGCUAAGAGCCUAACCUCUUUUGGUGCAAAGAAAGGACCAAGUAAGCUCUCCUAUCCACUAAUCUGUUUUUCUCGGUUCACUCUGGUCAAAUUAAAAAACAUAGACCAAAAAUGGCACUACCAAAUCUCUAGUUAGGAAGCUUGAAGUGAAAAGGUGCUGAAACUUACAAAAACGUACUGUGGUGGUACAAUGGCAUAGUGAUGGAAUCAGUUGGUAAUUCCAUGGUUCUUUGACAUUUACCAUGGAAUCGAAUGAUUACUGUACUUGUGUAUCAUGGUAUUUACAUGGUUCUCCAAGGUACUUUAAAGAAUGCCAGUAUUUGUAUUACCAUGGCACCUUGGCCAAAAACCCAUGGUAAAACCAUGGUACUAUUUGAAACUUUGUUAGUGGUGCUAUGACUGGACAUUCCAGAAUUUAAGUUGGUGGUGUUUAGUAAAUAUAGGAUACUUCCAUAUGGUUUCAUUCUUUGAAAAGUUUGAGAUUUGCCAUUUUAGAUGAUUCUUGGGUAUCAGGUUCUGCAGUUAAACGCUAAUAUCCAGAUUGGUCAUGUGAACUUCCAUCAUGGAAAAUGGGAAAACUGACAGCAGUUGGAAAGAAGAGGCUUAAAGUUGAAUUAAUUUAGAUGCCAAAUAACUCUUGAGCAGGAUAAGGGAGUAUGUUUGGAUGCCUGUCCAUGAGUGACUCAUUCUAGAUAAUUCACUGUCCUGUUACUUUCGAAUUCACUCGGCAUCAUGUUUGUUUGUGUGUGUAUUUUUGGAUGCUGUACUAGUACAUUUGUACUUCUCUUCAGCUACAGUGUCAUUUGGUCUCAGCUUUGAGACACAAACUAGAACCUGUUAAACAUGAUUUUAAUGGAUAGGACCCGUGUGAGUUCUCGCACUGACCAUGUAGAGUAAUGUGACUGAGAUUCAUUUAUUUUGGAGGGAGUUUGAUAUACUAUAUAGUGAAUGUAUCGUAUUGCAAGUCUUUUGUAAAGUGCUUUUGAAAUUAUAUUUUCGUACUGUAUGUUUUUGUGGAAAACGUUUUGUGGAACAGAGGCAAUUUGUAUGUAUGUACAAUGUGUGCGUGUUUGUGUGAGCGAAUGAGAGACUCUUUUGAGAUGUCUUUAUCUUUAAGCUGCAAUGUAAAACUUCGGACAAUGGUAGAAAAAUAAAAAAAAGCAAACAAAA